AUGCCCACAUGUCAUGAAGGAGAAAAUGUAUCAUUAGCUCGUACGUCAACAGACAGGGAAGGUGAGCCUAGAGAGCACCAGGAACGUCUUGUUCGUGAAGUUGAGAAGCGACAAGACGGAAAAACCCACAUCGCUGAGCAGAAACAAAUCCGUGAGGAGCAGGAACGACAAGUUAAAAUCAAUGCAACGCAUCCGAAAAAAGAACAAAGGAUUUUCAAAAGAUCAAAUCAACAAAGUAACUUGAAAGUGAUUGUUUGGCUGAAAAACAAAGAGAAUGAAGAGAAUUUGAAAUUAGAAGAUAUGCAACUUCAAAUUGGAUAA
This is a messenger RNA of Caenorhabditis briggsae, 321 nucleotides long. NCBI's taxonomy places the organism in Eukaryota, Metazoa, Nematoda, Chromadorea, Rhabditida, Rhabditidae. Bases 1 to 321 code for a protein of 106 amino acids. The record is from RefSeq and is a predicted model, not a curated record. The transcript is spliced from 2 exons.